UUGAAAACGUCAAAAAUCAUCGUGACGUGAAAUCGUGCCGUCAGAUUGCAAAAAAUCGGAAAAUCCAUCCGCAGAGCCUCGAUAUUUUUUAUCUGCGGAUUCAAAAAUUUUGUAUUUUGUCCUAUAAUUUGGACAUUGUUAAUUAAAUUAUUGUGCAAAAAUGUGGUCCGACACUUUGCUGAUCGUUUUCAUAUCCGUGUGCACAGCAUUCCUCGGUGAAGGAUUAACCUGGCUGAUGGUCUACCGGACAGAGAAGUACCAGAAACUGAAGGGCGAAGUUGAGAAACAGAGCAAGAAGUUGGAGAAACGAAAGGAAACUCACGGCGAUUCGCUGGACAAGUCGCACAAGAAGAAAAUCGAACGCGAUGAGGAGAAGCUCAAGAACAACAACCGGGAUCUGUCGCUUGUCAAAAUGAAGUCCAUGUUUGCGACGGGUUUUGCCUUCACGGCACUGCUCAGCAUGUUCAAUAGCAUCUUCGACGGCCGCAUAGUGGCUCGAUUACCGUUCACUCCCAUCUCCUGGAUCCAGGGCCUGAGUCAUCGCAACCUGCCCGGGGACGACUACACCGAGUGUUCCUUCAUCUUCCUGUACAUCCUGUGUACGAUGUCCAUUCGCCAGAACAUUCAGAAGCUGCUGGGAUUCGCCCCGUCGCGAGCGGCAAGCAAGCAAGCUGGUGGCCUCUUCGGACCCACUCCGGGACAGUUUAAAUAGGAACGUAGCAGGUGGAGAGCGAGUAGCCAAAUUCGAUGUUUACUCAUAAUUUGUUAUUUCGUUUGUGCUUGGUUUUAAGGACGACACGGGAAAGCCAUUUAGAUGAUGUAAGUUUCGAGUUUAGUUCGUCUAAGAUGAAAAAAAUGAAAAUUUAUAUUAUGUAAAUUCGAAAUUUUCAUCUUUUAGUGUGUGAAAAUCUAGUAACUUAUGCAUCAAUAAUAUCAGCCAGUAAAGUUACAAUAUAAGACAAUACAUUUGUAAAUAUUUACAUUUCCCAUACAAAAUGGUCAUCCUUAUGGUGUUAUUUGUAAGUUAUUAAUUGACCGAUUUGAAUGAAAUUUUCACAGUUUUUCAGACAUAGGUCUUUUUGCACUAAAUUAAGUUGAGUAUCUAUUAACUAUAAAAGUUUACAAAGUCGCUUUUUUGUCCAAAAUAGACGAGAUGAACAAGUUUGCCAAAUACAGUUUUUGUGUGGGGCUUCCAUAUUUUCAGAUAAGCCGUUUAUAAUUUUUGGUCCAAAAUUUCACUAUAGUCAAAUUAUUACUUUUAAACACGAAAAAUGAUUCAAAAAUAUUUGUUAAAAUUGAAGUUACGUCUGACAUGCAUUCGGUCUAUAAAUACCUAAUUGAGAUACAGCCUACCGAAGUUGAUCAUUUUGUAUGGAAAAUCGAAAAAUGAUGUAUUGUCCAAUAAUGUUCGUGUUCCUUGGAAUAUGGAGAAUAUGGAGGACCGAGCGUCCCGUGUCCCUUUAACUAGUAAAAAUUCGGGAGCCACAGAACCAAAAAGUUAGACGUUUCACAAUGUGAGAGAAAUACUUCAGUUUUUGUUAUGAUUUGCCUGAGGCCAAACCACAUCAUCCUACUAUUUAUUAGACUAGAUCAGAAGUUUUCUUCUCCUCACUUGGGUCUCGGAGCUCUGCUCAAUCAUUAAAGUUAACAAUCAUUCUCAUAUUGAAAUGAAAAUUUGGCCACCAUAGGGCAACAAUGUACAUUUUAUGUGUAGCAGUACAAGUAAAUGCGAAGCGUAGCAUUGUGCGAUUUCGGCGUUUCAGCUAACAAACGUUAAUUCAAGACGGUUCAGUUUCUUCGCAGUAAUUUUGCUAACUCAGUUUCACUUAGCUGUGAGUAGUCGUUUAUGGUAUUUUUGUUCCGACUAUCAGUUACCGCCAAAUCGUUCAGAGCCACGGAAAUAAAAUACAAUAAAGUAAUUUAACGAUAAA
This is a messenger RNA of Aedes aegypti (yellow fever mosquito), 1931 nucleotides long. RefSeq names its product calcium load-activated calcium channel. NCBI's taxonomy places the organism in Eukaryota, Metazoa, Arthropoda, Insecta, Diptera, Culicidae. Gene Ontology annotation, biological process: endoplasmic reticulum calcium ion homeostasis. The coding region runs from base 161 to 712 and encodes 183 amino acids. The transcript is spliced from 4 exons. Gene Ontology annotation, molecular function: calcium channel activity. Gene Ontology annotation, cellular component: endoplasmic reticulum membrane; endoplasmic reticulum; cytoplasm. The record is from RefSeq and is a predicted model, not a curated record.